AUGGCGAUCAACUACCCGGAGUACGUCAAUAAUCAGCCUCCAGUGAUAACAUUGCGAGAAUACGAUGAUGCCGAUUGGGCACCUUCAACUUGUCUAGACUCCAGACCCGAGGGGUACGUUGUUGUCUUGAUGGAGCAGCCGGAACAAGUCAUUGCUAGGAUCCACGGCGACGAUAACAAAACGUUAGAUACGAUCUUUAAAAGUGCAAAAGAUCAACACGCUAGACAAGAAGCAGAGAAACAACAACAGUGA
Lodderomyces beijingensis is the source of this 252-nucleotide messenger RNA. The record is from the annotation of a GenBank genome assembly. NCBI's taxonomy places the organism in Eukaryota, Fungi, Ascomycota, Pichiomycetes, Serinales, Debaryomycetaceae.